Molecule: messenger RNA, 1079 nt
Organism: Aptenodytes forsteri (emperor penguin)
Lineage: Eukaryota; Metazoa; Chordata; Aves; Sphenisciformes; Spheniscidae
Gene: C1QTNF2
Product: C1q and tumor necrosis factor related protein 2
Exons: 2
Coding region: 1-855 (284 amino acids)
Molecular function (GO): protein binding
Source: RefSeq, a predicted model, not a curated record
AUGAUCUCCGCUGUCCUCCUCCUCUGGACCGUGCCCUGCGUGGCAAACCACAUCCUUGGGGGCUUUGCCAAGGGAGCGCUGCAGGAAGGUCCCCAGCUGGCAUGCAGCCUGCCGGGACCCCCCGGGCCACCCGGCCCCCCUGGCACGCCUGGGGCUCCAGGGACGGUUGGCAGGAUGGGCUUCCCAGGAAAAGAUGGCAAGGAUGGCAAGGACGGGGAUAAAGGCGAGCAUGGCGAUGAAGGUCCACAAGGCAGAACAGGAAACCCUGGCAAGCCAGGACCGAAGGGGAAAGCAGGAGCUAUUGGCAAGGCAGGCCCACGAGGGCCAAAGGGUUUAAAGGGUAAUCCUGGAAAAAAUGGGGCACCGGGAAAGAAAGGGCCCAAAGGGAACAAGGGCGAGACCGGGAUGCCAGGACCCUGCACCUGCAAUGCCAACAAAGCCAAAUCUGCCUUCUCCGUGGCAGUCUCAAAGAGCUACCCAAGGGAAAGGCUGCCCAUCAAAUUUGACAGGAUCCUGAUGAACGAGGGAGGACAUUACAAUGCUUCCAGUGGGAAGUUUAUAUGCAGCAUCCCAGGUAUUUACUACUUCACUUAUGAUAUCACUUUGGCCAACAAACAUUUGGCCAUCGGCUUGGUCCACAAUGGGCAGUACCGGAUCAAGACUUUUGAUGCCAACACUGGAAACCAUGAUGUUGCCUCCGGAUCAACCAUCCUUUCUCUGAAGCAGGAGGACGAGGUAUGGCUGCAGAUCUUUUACUCAGAACAAAACGGGCUCUUUUACGAUCCCUACUGGACAGACAGCUUAUUUACUGGUUUCCUGAUAUAUCCUGACCAAGAUUACCUCAAUGAAAUAUAGGAUGAGAAACUAGCCUGUGGGAAAAAAUAGGAAAUGCACGAGACCUCAGUCCAGCAAAGUGUAGCCUGUACAUGGACAUGGUGUGGGAUUAUCAUACCAUUCCACAUUUUUGGCGCUAACAGCCUGUAUUGGCUAUUUAGACAUUUACUUGAUGUCAUCAAGUAGUCCACAGGGUAGCAGGACUAGUAGGACUCACCUUUAAGCAGCCUCACGAAUCUCUAAAU